Molecule: messenger RNA, 1236 nt
Organism: Megalopta genalis
Lineage: Eukaryota; Metazoa; Arthropoda; Insecta; Hymenoptera; Halictidae
Gene: Dera
Product: deoxyribose-phosphate aldolase
Biological process (GO): deoxyribonucleotide catabolic process; carbohydrate catabolic process
Cellular component (GO): cytoplasm
Molecular function (GO): deoxyribose-phosphate aldolase activity
Source: RefSeq, a predicted model, not a curated record
ACCGAAUGUGUGAAAUACAGACAAAGCAUCUCGCGUCACCUCGCGUAAAAACAAACAAAAUAUCUGAUACGAUUACGGUGUUAUCAAUUCUUGUGUUGAAGUGAUAUUCUUUAUAUAUUUUUAUUACAUUCACUUACCGUUUCUUUCCAUUUUGUGUAACGUUUGCACAUUUUCGCGUCGUUAAGUAGCAAUCGAGGUAUAAUAACAUAUCUUUUUGGAUUUUGCAGCAUAUAUAAUUAACAUUAUUGCAAUGGAUAUCCAAGAACUGGCCAGUGCCACAAUGAAUUUUGACCGAUUAAUGAUAGAUGAAACAUUUUGUGCAAUACGUUCUAAACUUGAUGCACUGGAAAAAGAUACUAAAAAAGAUUGGUUGAUGAAAGCAAUAGGCUUUAUAGACUUAACUACGUUAGGAGGGGAUGAUACGCCAAUUAAAGUUAAAGCUGUCUGUGAAAAGGCUGUAAAUCCUCUUGGUAAACACAUAGAUUCUUUGCAUACUGCAGCUGUAUGCGUUUAUCCCAUGAGACUUUCAGAUGCAGUGGCUGCAUUAGCAGAUCUUGAUAAAGACCAUAAAGUUGCUAGAGUUACUGUUGGUGGAGGUUUUCCAUCUGGACAACUUCCACUGGAGACACGUCUCAGAGAAGUUGAAAUAGGUAUUGAAGGAGGUGCUGAUGAAAUUGAUAUUGUGAUUAAUCGAUCAUUAGCUGUAACUCACCAGUGGAAAGAAUUAUACGAGGAAUUAAAAUCAUUUAGUGCCAUCUGUGAUAAUAAAGUAUGUCUGAAGGUCAUACUAGCUACAGGAGAAUUGGGGACUUUGGAAAAUGUGUACAAAGCAUCUAUGAUAGCAAUGAUGGCUGGAGCAAAUUUUAUUAAAACAUCCACUGGAAAGGAAGUAAUCAAUGCUAUGUACUCUGUUGGGAUAGUUAUGUGUCGUGCAAUUAAACAUUACUACUCGUUAACACAGAGAAAGGUUGGUAUAAAACCAGCUGGAGGUAUAAAGACGUCCCAAGAAGCUUUGGAAUGGAUGAUGUUAGUUCAAAUGGAACUAGGAGACGAAUGGUUAACAAAGGAUUUAUUUAGGAUAGGUGCAUCCAGCUUAUUAGACGACAUUGUUAAGACAAUAAAUUCAAUGUAACAUUUUCUCGUAUUUAUGAUUUAAAUGAUAAUACUUGUUGAUAAUUGCUUAUAGUUUGUACUAUUUUGAAGCAUAUUUUAAUAAAAAUGAAUUGCAUAUCUUUA